Molecule: messenger RNA, 1251 nt
Organism: Symbiodinium natans
Lineage: Eukaryota; Dinophyceae; Suessiales; Symbiodiniaceae
Source: the annotation of a GenBank genome assembly
AUGGUGCGCGUCCUGACGGUUGCUGGGGAGGUGCUGGCAGAUCUCCCAACAGAGGAUGUUGACAGCGUGCGGAGCUUGAAGCUGCUAUUGGCGAAAUUGCAGGGAAUCUCGCGCUUCCGACAAAGAAUCUUACAGUCAGGCAGCAUCCUUGCAGACGACGCACUGCUGAAUCUGUCCGUUGACGUCCAGCUGGUUGUGCUGCCAGUUUCCAGCAUGUCACCAGAGCAAGCAGUAAAGCUUACCCAAUCUGCUGAGUUGGGCUACGACGUUGAGGUGGAAAAUCUCCUUCAAACGCCUGUAGAUCCCAACGAUUCCCACCGCGACGGGUACCGUGCUGCUUUCUUCUUUGCCGUGGGCAACACGCUGGUGGCGAAAGACCUGGAGCAGGCCACGCGCAUUGGCCUGCAGGGCCGAACUCGGCACCGGGUGGUGACGCUGGCGGGCGGCUUGAUCGAUGCCAGCGGCACGAUGUCCGGCGGCGGCGGGAAAGUGGCCAGUGGUGGUAUGAGGGCCUCCGUCUGCAAAUACUCCCAGGAGGAGGUGAAGAAGUUCGUGCAGGCCUACGAGGAAGCCAACACACAGCUGAUGCAGCUUCGCCAGGAGCGGGAGGCCCUGGAUGAGGCGCUGAACAGCACGGAUCGGGAGAUCCCCGAGCUGGAGCUUCGCGAGAGGACCUGCAGCAUGGACGUGAACGCCUUGAAGAAGCAAGCCGAGGCUUACGAGUCAAGGCUGAAAACGCUGAAAGUGCCUCAGCUCACUGGCGAAGAGAAGGCGAAGAUCAAACAGUUGGAGAAGCUCAUCGAGAGCCGUUCGGAGGAGCUGAGUACCAUCAUGGAGCAGCAUCAGGUUGUUGAGGAGGAGGUGCGAGAUCUUCACAACCAGAUCAUGAACAUCGGUGGCGAGGAGCUGAAGCAGGCCAAAUCGAAGCUUGAGGAAGCAACAAAGAAGUGCGAGGACAUGCGUCACAAGUGCAAGAAAUCCCUGCUCGAUGCGGACAACAUGGCCGCGGCCUUAUGGACCCUUUCCCUCCAAUUGUACUUACUUCGUUUGCGUGCACAGGAGGAUGCAGGGCAAGAGACGUACGACCGGCUCCCCGAAGCGUUGAAGGGCAAAGUGGCUUGGGUGGAAAGAUUCUUCAUGGGAAUGUCCAAGGCCGACAUCAAGAAGGAGUGUGCGAAGGUGGAACGGCUGGCAGAGAAGCUGGAGAAGCUGGAUGUUCAAGAAAUCUUCGGAAAGAAGGGCGCGAAGUGA